UAUUCCCCUAAUUUCUUAUGGAAAAGAGAAAAAGUUAACAUCAAUGGCCAACAAGAUGGUCGAAAGCAAUGAUUCGCAUGGGUCAAAAUUUGUUGUCUGUAACAAUCAUCAUCAAGUAAAUUGUAAACAAGGCCAAACACAGGCCAACCCACGGGAUGUUGAGAUAAGAUUUGGGUUUGGAUUCAUUCCCCAUGCUUGAGUUUGGUCAGACCGUUAUCUCCAGCUUUUACAAAAUUCUAAUGGCCGAGAAACUCUCUCAAAGGUCCCCACGAACUCCCUCUUUUGAGUUGGCAAAUUAUAUAUGAUAAAAGUGGUAACAAAGCCACGUGUUUUUGCAUGCACUACUCGAUCUUCACACAAAAAGAAGCUGAACAAAAAACAAACCUUCUCAAUCAGUUUCAGGAUACUUUGAGUGACCAAAUUCUCUGCUGAUAAGUUGCAGAAUCUUUAGCUGCCAUGACAAUCGUCUCUGCUGCUGCUGCUGCUGCCCUCUUCAAAGACUGUACCAGAUGUUUCAAAUUUAGCAGCAUUGUUGGCGUUGGCCUGGGUGGCACCCUCACGUACCGUCAUACAUAUAAGAUCAACCGAGUUCACUUCUCCGGUUCUAUCCCUUCUUCAUACUAUUGUUGUGCAACGCUAUCAAUAACGAUGGAGGAAGUGAAGCCAACAUUUGAUGUAGACAAAGCUGCUGUACUAGUUAACGAGAUGAGAAAGACCUUUAGCUCAGGCAAGACAAAGAGCUAUGAAUGGAGAAUGUCACAAUUGGAAAGUAUAUCAAAGAUGAUUGAUGAAAAGGAGAAAGAAAUUAUAGAAGCACUGCAUAAGGACCUCUCGAAACCUGAACUCGAAGCUUUUCUGUCAGAGAUUUUAAUGACAAAAUCCUCAUGUAAGUUGGCUCUUAAAGAACUUAAACAUUGGAUGAUGCCAAAAAAGGUCGAAACUUCAAUGGCAACUUAUCCAUCGUCGGCAGAAAUUGUGUCAGAACCUCUUGGAGUUGUCUUGGUCAUAUCUACCUGGAACUUCCCUUUUUUGUUGUCUCUUGAUCCGGUGAUUGGAGCUAUUGCAGCUGGUAAUGCUGUGGUCCUUAAACCAUCAGAAAUUGCUCCAGCCACAUCAUCACUGCUUACAAAGUUACUAGGGGAAUAUGUGGACGAAUCUGCCAUAAGAGUUGUUGAGGGUGCUGUUCGUGAGACCUCUGCAUUACUAGAACAAAAGUGGGAUAAGAUCUUUUUUACAGGUGGAGCAAGAGUUGGGCGCAUUGUGAUGGCUGCAGCAGCGAAGCACCUUACACCGGUAACUCUUGAACUCGGAGGAAAGUGCCCAGCUGUUGUUGAUUCUAAUGUUAAUUUACAAGUUACUGCAAAGAGGAUUAUAGCAGGCAAGUGGGCAUGCAACAAUGGACAAGCUUGCAUUGGUGUUGAUUAUAUCAUAACAACAAAAGAAUUUGCCCAAAAGUUGAUAGAUUCUCUAAGAAGUGUACUGGAGGAAUUCUUUGGAAAAGAUCCAAUGGAAUCAAAGGACCUAUCCCGCAUUGUAAACUCAUUCCAAUUCAUGCGUCUAGUAAAUCUCUUGGAUGAGGAUAAGGUCUCUGACAAAAUUGUUUUUGGAGGCCAGAGGGAUGAGAGCCAAUUACAAAUAGCUCCAACAAUAUUGUUAGAUGUUCCUGAGGACUCAUUGAUAAUGCAAGAAGAAAUAUUUGGACCAUUACUUCCCAUAAUGACUGUGGAAAAGUUGGAAGAUAGCUUGGAUAUGAUAAACAGAAAGCCAAAACCUCUUGCAGCAUAUCUCUUCAGUGAUGAUGAACAGAUUAAAAGCAAGUUUGUGCAAAACAUAUCUGCUGGAGGAAUAGCCAUUAAUGACACUGUUCUACAACUAACAGUUUCCGGUUUACCUUUCGGAGGAGUCGGGGAGAGCGGAAUGGGUUCAUACCACGGUGAAUUCUCUUUUGAUGCUUUUAGCCAUAAGAAGGCAGUUUUAUACAGAAGUUUUGCGGGAGAUGCUCCUACUAGGUACCCGCCAUACACACCUGGAAAGCAGAAACAAAUGAAAGCCUUAGUCAGUGGCAACAUAUUUAACAUUAUUCUUGCUUUACUUGGAUGGUUUAGAGACUGAGAAUGCACAUAAAUUUUCUUGUCUCAACACAAGAUUUCUUCUUCUGGUAAUUUACACUACUCAUGUACCCCAACUUCAACAAUAAAUCUAUGUGUUUUGGCAUUUCCAUUUGCCAAGUUUUACUUAAUUGUAUGAAUGAAACUAAAGCUCCUUGGUUAUCAUUUUUAG
Messenger RNA from Durio zibethinus, 2280 nucleotides. RefSeq names its product aldehyde dehydrogenase family 3 member I1, chloroplastic-like. The record is from RefSeq and is a predicted model, not a curated record. Gene Ontology annotation, cellular component: cytoplasm. Lineage: Eukaryota; Viridiplantae; Streptophyta; Magnoliopsida; Malvales; Malvaceae. Gene Ontology annotation, molecular function: aldehyde dehydrogenase (NAD+) activity. Gene Ontology annotation, biological process: aldehyde metabolic process.